This is a messenger RNA of Pistacia vera, 553 nucleotides long. RefSeq names its product protein DOWNY MILDEW RESISTANCE 6-like. The coding region runs from base 55 to 510 and encodes 151 amino acids. The record is from RefSeq and is a predicted model, not a curated record. NCBI's taxonomy places the organism in Eukaryota, Viridiplantae, Streptophyta, Magnoliopsida, Sapindales, Anacardiaceae. The transcript is spliced from 3 exons.
UAGUUUUAGUUCUGUGAGUAAGUGCUCAUCUUUGUCUUUGCUGUGAAAUUAAAAAUGGAUACCAAAGUUCUAUCUUCUGGAGUUCGCUACUCAAACUUGCCGGAAAGUUACAUCAGACCGGAAUCGGAGCGACCCCGACUAUCGGAAGUUUCCGAAUGCGAAAACGUUCCAAUUAUUGACUUGGGUUGUGAAGAUAGAAGCUUCCUUGUUCAACAAAUUGCUGAAGCUUGCAAGUGUUAUGGCUUUUUCCAGGUUAUCAAUCAUGGAGUGAGACUGGAAGCAGUUGAUAAAAUUUUAGAAGUAGUCCAUGAAUUCUUCAGGCUUCCAGUUGAAGAGAAGCUUAAGCUAUAUUCAGAUGACCCAUCAAAGACAAUGAGACUUUCCACAAGUUUUAAUGUGAACAAAGAGAAAGUACACAAUUGGAGAGAUUAUCUAAGACUCCAUUGUUAUCCACUCCAAAAGUAUGUACCUGAAUGGCCUUCAAAUCCCUCUUCUUUCAAUAUUACGUGAGCAAGGUGACAUCAUACAAAAGGAAUAGAUUCUUAGUAUUGCU